Cynara cardunculus var. scolymus (artichoke) is the source of this 1044-nucleotide messenger RNA. Its product is annotated as protein FAM192A. The transcript has 8 exons. Gene Ontology annotation, cellular component: nucleus. Bases 335 to 925 code for a protein of 196 amino acids. Lineage: Eukaryota; Viridiplantae; Streptophyta; Magnoliopsida; Asterales; Asteraceae. The record is from RefSeq and is a predicted model, not a curated record.
CUUGCUCUGUCGCUCACAGUCAUGGACGAAGAGUUUUCUUUAAUCAGUGAAUCACCACUCUUCUGAACUCACGAUUCACGAAUCACGAAUCGAAAUCUCGCUCUCUGCCUCUCUCAAGUCUCGACUCUCGACCGUCUCUCGGCCUCUCGCUCGCCUCAUCUAUCGAUUCACGGCUAAACCUAGACGAAAUCCUCUCACGAAUCUCGCAUUUGAAAUCUUGAUUCACGGAGGGAAUGUCUUGAAAGCAAAAGAGAUGAGAAAACUGGAUUUUUGAAGAAGUUCAAAGUUAGCAGAACCAAGAACUUUUGUAAUAGAAAAAGAAGGGCUCGGGGAGAUGACGGAUGAUGGGUUCCCUCCGCCAACCAGGUUGAUGAAUUUUGUCUCGCAGGAACAGUUGGACGAAGCCAAGAAAACUCGAGGACCUAGAGUAGAGGACGGAACUGCCCACAGAGAUCGCCCCCUUUUUGAGAUAUUAAAGGAAAAUAAGGACAAAAAAGAUGCAGAGUUCAACGAACGCUUCAAGCAUAGACCUCCAAAAGCGUUGGAUGAAGAUGAGACUGAGUUCCUUGAUAAGCUGGAGCUGUCAAGGAGAGAAUAUGAGCAGCAAUUGGCAGAUGAUGAAGCCCAACAACUGCGGAGUUUUCAAGAAGCAGUGGCUGCACAAUCUGCUGUUCUACAUGAGCUAAAGGAAACGCCCGUGGUUCCUAAAUUUGAGGAACAAGCAUCACACAGGGAGAAGAGGACACAGAGACGGUCAUUAGGAGUAGUUAUAAAAGUGAAGAAAGCAAGGAGGAACUCUGAAGAAUUUGAAGGUGUCUCGAGAAGAAACAAUACUGCUACUGACACAGAGAGACCCUCAGGGUUGGAUAUCCACAAUGUUGCUACUGGAGGCCUUGUUUCAUACAGUGACGAAAGCGAUGGUUAGAUAUAUAUAGAUAUAGAUAUAGAUGUCAACUUUUAAUGGCUUUUGGUUUCACUGAAAAUUCCAGAUGCGUUUCAAAUUGAAAAUAUUCCAAGACAAACACCACCACCUUUCAUUGACAA